Molecule: messenger RNA, 3594 nt
Organism: Cokeromyces recurvatus
Lineage: Eukaryota; Fungi; Mucoromycota; Mucoromycetes; Mucorales; Mucoraceae
Exons: 6
Coding region: 1-3594 (1197 amino acids)
Biological process (GO): nuclear pore organization; protein import into nucleus
Cellular component (GO): nuclear pore transmembrane ring
Molecular function (GO): structural constituent of nuclear pore
Source: RefSeq, a predicted model, not a curated record
AUGCCACCACCACCACCACCACGACAACAACCUGGUGGUCCUGUGUCAGAAGCACAUAGACUAGCAUUAAUACCUUCUUCCCGUAUGGAAUUUCCUACACAACGUCGAUGGGCUGUUUCUAUCUUUGUUCUGCUUCAAUCCUGGAAGAUAACCGAUCUUUGGUUAGCAUAUACAGCUGCUUAUCCUGAGCAAUAUAGUGGUAUUUUGAUGAAAUGGUGGUUGAUCGAUACGAUCUAUUUGUUAUGUUUACAUGUAGCCAAGAUUCCGUGGUUACAAUUUAGUGUGAUUAAAACAUUACUGUUGACACUUUUUAUGCUUUGGUUAAAUUUCGUACUUUUCGUAGCUCCAACUGCUGGACUUGGUGGAAUUUUCUUCAAGAAUCUAUUUGGCGAUAGUUUUGGUAAACAAACUAGUAUAUCUCAAGGAAGACUUGUAAAUGUAAAGGAUAUUGUACAAAAUUCUUCACAUAUUUUGGGUAGACAUACAGUUCAUAUUCUUCCUUAUGGAACUGCCAAGUUGAAUCCUAAUAAUGAAGUAUAUUGCUUAACAACUACAGAAAUUGGAAAAAAGGAUAUUUUUAUACCCAUUAUCUUAAACAAUACAGCUCCUCGUACUGUUUCUAUCUCUCGAUAUGAUUUUGAUACAAACCAGAAAACGAUUAAAGAUUAUUCUGGAAGAGAUAUUCAACGUGCAACAGAGAUUGGACAUACAAAAGAAGGCGUAGAAUAUUAUUAUGUACGUGUUAGGAAUCCAGGCGCUUAUAAAUUGGAAAAAAUUGUUUCCAAAGAUGGUGUAGAUGUUCGAUUAUAUAACCGACAUGCUUUUGUAUUUACCUGUCCUUACGCUCAAUUUAAACCUAUUGUAAAUAAGGAUUAUUGUACAGGCGAUAAAGAAACACUCCAGUUAGAAGUAAUUGGUGUUCCACCAUUAAAUAUUGAAUAUAUAAAGAAAUCAGCAGGUCAUCGUGAAGCUCAACUCAAAUUGGAUCGUAUUCAACCUGAAGGAUUUGAAUCACCCCUUCUUCUUAAGCCUCGAUCUGACAAUCGCCUGGAUUCUUCAUUAUUUGAUACAAAGCUUGAUGAUAAUUAUAAUUGGGCUUCUGUUCAACAAGUAAACGUUCCUUUGAACUUGACUUUUAAUUCUGCUUCCAAACAAGAAUACACUCUUCUACGUGUUGUUGAUGGUGUAGGCAAUGAAUUAGAUCUUUCUGGCUUGUCAGCUUCUCAAACAUUUGAAGUUCAUCAACGUCCCUCUGUUCAAUUCAAGUGUAGUGAAACAGACCCUAUUCAUCUUUUAAUUGGAUCUAAGUCUACUCAAAUUCCUUUGGCUCUUGAAGGUUCUAGUCCUUUUCAACUUGAAUACACCUUCUCUGGUGAUGAAGUCCAACACAAGGCAAAGUUAACUUCUGCCUCUUCUAUAUCUGUCUCCUCUCCUGGAGAAUAUAAUCUUGUCUCAGUAAGUGAUCGAUACUGUCAAGGUCAAGUUAUGUUCCCUUCUUCCUGUCAUGUUGUACAACCUCAAUUACCUUCUGUUAAAAUUCAAGCAACUCCAAUUGCUUCAGAAUGCGCAGGUGAUAAUGAAGUAGGUAUGAAAUUUGUUGCAGAAUUCGUUGGUGCACCCCCUUAUGUACUUGAAUACGAAAUUACAAAACAAUCUGGUCGCUCCAAGAAGCUUAUUGAACGUAAGCGUGAAACAAUCGACAGAUCUCGUCACAUCUUUUCAUAUUUGCCAAGCUCAAGUGGUGAAUAUACUUAUCGCUUUAUCUCUCUGGAUGAUCGACAUUAUAAGAAACGACCCACAGAUAUGGCUCCUAUCCAACAAACCGUUCAUCCUCAGCCUGAUGCUCGAUUCAAAACAAAGCAUGCAGUACGAACCUGUUUAGGUGAAGAUUUAACAGCUGAAGUCGAGUUACGAGGAACAGGACCUUUUGUGUUAACUUGGAUGGUAGGUGAUCAACUCUAUUCGGAUCGUGUUGAAGGUGACCGAUACACUAUUCAAUUACCUCCCUUUGAUCGUCCAGGUCGUCAUCUUAUUUCACUAAUCAAGAUCCAAGAUGAUAACCAUUGUGUCAAGGAUUUAGAAGCUCGUGAUUUUACAAUUGAUGUUCGACGCGAUAGACCCAAUGCAUUCUUCUUUGGUGACAGAAUGAAUGUGACAGAGGGUGCAGAAGCAAACCUACCUGUUCGUUUGACUGGUGAAGGGCCUUGGACAGUCAGCUAUCGACAUGUUGAGAGCAACCAAAAAGCCACAAGACGCUUUCAUGAUCCUAAUGCUUCCGUUACUGUACAUAAACCAGGCCACUAUGAGCUUUUGACGGUAGAGGAUGCAAUCUGUAAGGGGGAUGUUGUCCCCUCUCAUUAUGCUGUGCAAUGGAUUGAUAAGCCUACUAUUUCAGUUCCUAAAGAUCAAGGCGCUGUCGAAAUCUCUCACCAUCAUUUUGAACGUCGUGCUGUCUGUCAAGGUACAAAUGAUGCUAUUGAUAUUGAAUUUGAUGGACAAGGACCUUUCUACUGUAGUUAUACAGAAUAUCGUGGUGCGGGACGCAGUUUUUAUGCUGUUAAACAAGAAGAAAUUGCUACAGGUAAUCGACGUUACCGUUUCCCUCUCAAGACCUCUGACCCAGGAAAGUAUCGUUACGUCUUUGAUAGACUUGCUGACCAACGUUAUACUGAACCCUUCAAGUUAAGCGAACGCUUGCAAAUUGAACAAGUUGUGCAUGCAAAACCAACUGUUAAAUUUAGUAGUCGAUCAACACGUAAGGAACGUACUGUUUGUGUUGGUGAUACUUGGCAAACCGAGAUGGAUCCUAUCUAUAUUGAGUUUACAGGUGUCGCACCCUUUAGUGUUGAAUUUGGAUUGCGUCUUGAAUCUGAAAUGGGUGGUCGUGUGAUUCAAGUAGACAACAUUAUGACCAACAAAUAUAAAUUAGAUUUACCCGAUGAAGUCGUUCAUGUAGCUGGUACCUAUGAUAUCAAAUUGUUAAGUGUAAAUGAUGCCAAUGGAUGUGGUGCAGCUGUAGUAGAUGAUACGACAGUCAAGGUAAAGGCUCUUGACAUUGCUACCAUUACAGCGAUGGAAGUCUAUGAUGAUGUUUGUGUAGGUGAUACAGUUGAUUUUAGUCUCUCAGGUGUAGGACCUUUUACUGUCCAUUAUAUGUUUAAUGGCAAGAGCGAAACAGCAAAGACAGCCACUUCUAAACUAUCUAUGAUUGCAGAUAAACCAGGUAAUCUUACCAUUCUCUCUGUUGGUGAUCAACGUAAUCAAUGUCGAUCAUUCCCUAAAAACAUGAUGAAACGAAUUCAUGAAGUACCCUCUUCUUAUAUUAGUGGUGGUAAAGAAAUUAUUGAAAGUAUUCAUGAAGGUGAUAUGGUUCAGGCUACAGUAGACUUAGUAGGUACACCACCAUUUAAUUUUGAAUGGCGACGUAGUCGACUUGUUUGGGAUCAUGUGAAUAAACGACAUUAUAAAGGGGAAGUACUUGAAAGUCAUAUUGUGACAGGUAUUUUAGAACAUCAAUAUUUGAUCAACACAUCUGUUGAGGGUAUUAUUGAGAUUGUAAGCAUCAAGGAUCAAUAUUGCCAAUAUCCUAUUUAA